Harmonia axyridis is the source of this 4434-nucleotide messenger RNA. RefSeq lists its product as uncharacterized. Lineage: Eukaryota; Metazoa; Arthropoda; Insecta; Coleoptera; Coccinellidae. The record is from RefSeq and is a predicted model, not a curated record. The coding region runs from base 86 to 4357 and encodes 1423 amino acids. The transcript has 21 exons.
ACAAAGUAGAGUUUUUCUGACAGGAAGAAAAUUUCUAAAACAAUUAGUAUUUCUUGAAUAUAUUGAAUACUUUAACUGGGUGAACAUGAAUGAAAUAUCAGCAGCUCGCCUUUCAAGAAAAUCACAACAGUUAGCAAUUGAUGAAUUUCAAUUGAUCGAUCUUAAUAUGGAUCUGCUCAAGAAUACAGAAGAAAAUGAAAAUGUAGAUAGCUCGAAAGAACUUACACUCAAGAAUGCUUCGAAAACAUUACGAAAAAAUGGUGUUGGUCUAACUAAAAGCCAGUCAAAUAUCAAAUUGCCAGAAUCAAUCCAGGAAAGAAGAAAAUCAUUUACUAAGGGUACGAGUAGACCUGCCAAUUCAAGUACAGCGGAUUUAAUUAGACAGAUGGAAAACAAAAGUGCUGAGAAUAUUGCUGAUACUAAGAUAUCGUCAUCCAUGCUCGACACCAAACCAAUUCGUUCGCAAGAACAAAUCAUAAUGAACAUCGAGUCAAGCCAAUUGGAAGAUUUCGUGAAAAUAGAGGAAAAGAAACCAGACCCUGUUGAGCUGCACGAACAGGAGGAUAUUGGUAAAUCUAUCAGUUUCGCCAGUGUAAAUCGUAGGGACAUCUGUAGAGAUAAAUCUUGUCUGGACACUGAUAUUAGACUUCCACCUAUCCAUCGCACAGAAAGCCAAAACGCUGCUUGGGAUAUAAAAUGCUUGGGGGUUCCACAAGGUAUCGAUAACAAACCUCUAUUAUCGAUUGCAAGAGUUAAUAAUAGAAGAAGAGAAAAACACGAAUAUAUCAUAAAAGAAAUGGAUCUCAGAAUGAAUGAUCUGAAUGAAGUUAUCGAACAAGAAAUAAGACAGCAAGCAGAUAAUGUCAAAUUGAAUAUUCAUAUGGUCAAAGACAGUGUAGAGCAAAUAAUGUCUACUAUCAAGGAAAAAACAAAUGUCAGUUUGAACAAGACACUCUCAACAAGAAUGCAGGAAAUCAUAAAACAACUAAAUGACAAUCGACUGUCGAAAAUUAAUUCGUUCUGUGAUUUUGCCAGAAGUUUGGAGCGGCAUAGAUCAGAAAGAUUCAAGCUUAUACUGAGGAAUGCUUACAAGGAGAUGCAUGAUAACAUGUAUCUUAUGCCGUAUGAAAUACAGAAAUUCUUCGAGAAAAAAAUUCAACACCUGAAUGAGAUCACAAUGAACAAUUAUCAUUGUUACACGGAACUAAGUGCAAAAUUGAAACUCCAAAUGGAAGAAGAAAUGAGGUUGUGGUUUCAAGUACUCAAAGGUAAUGAGACAAUAAAUAGGCAUAUCGAAGAAUCAACUGAGAGCAUCCGAGAACCUACGCUUGAAAUAUCAGAAGAACUUGUAAAAGGACCAACAAAGGCAGAUAUACUGAAAAAGUUAGAAAAAGCGGAAGAAGAUUUUCGACGUUUAAAAAAAGUUGCGACCAAUUUGAGAUAUCUGAAAUCACACCCUACUUUGGAGGUAUUUGAGAGUUACUUAGACGAAAUGAGAAAUGCUGCUAUUGCUCUUUUCCAUGCGGGUUUGAUUGGCAGAGAUGGAUUGUGCUUAGACCAGAAAACAAUUCAGGACUUGUCUACAAUGCACUGCAUGGAUGAAGAGGAACUUAAGAAAAUAUGGGCAGAUGGUAUUGAAGAAAUGUUGAAAGACUUGGAUACUAAUUUAAUGAGUUUUUCGAAUUCAACACGCAUUUUCGAUUUUUAUUUCGAUAGACUAGAAGAAAUGAGAUGUUUGUAUAAAGAACAACUUUUUCUGCUUGUCACAAAAAAUGAUAAGCAAAUUCUGCAAAUGAACAAUGUCAUGAAUCUUUUGAUUGACACCCUCCGCCAGGACGUUAAUGAAGAAAAUUUAAACAACACCUUACAACAGAUUCAGACAACUAUUGGCAGCAUAGAUAGUCUAAUUCAGAAUCAUCUCAAGGAGGAAACCGCAUUGGUGGAUAAAUACCUUCAGAUUGCCUCCUCGAACGUAGAUAUCCUUAUCGAAGAACUGAACCGAUUCAUAAGACAAUUUGUACCACCACCCGAUGCUGAUCCAAGAAUAAUGAAAAAAAGGGCCAGUUGGAUGGAUAUAGACGAGCUCAGAACCGAUGACCACCUUUUCUCGAAAGAUUUUCUAACCUGUCGUUUUUUAAUGCAAGGAGUGAAUAACUGGCAAUUCGGAGUCUGGCAUGCCUUGAUCACUACAAUGGACACUUCGAAACAUAUAAUUUCAAUGAUUUUGCUUGAUUGGGCGAACGCUGAAAAGCAUAUAUUCACAACGAGAGCGGAGUUAAAAACGAAAAUUAACAAUGUGAGGAUACAUAACAUAAAAGAAGAUUUUUAUAAGGUUAGAUUAGCAGAGUUGAAUAUUCACGAAGAAAGAUUUCUACAACAUGAAUUGGCAGUUCGUGAAAAGAUUACCGAAAUGAGCGCCCUAAAAUGUGAAAUCGAGCAAGCCUGCAAAGACUUUUUAGAUGAAGAAAGCAACAAUCGGAUAGAUAAAAUAAUGGAAGGAUAUAAGAACAUUGAGAAGGAAAGACAUGCCAUCAGUAUGAUAAACAAACUGAAAGAACUAAGUUUGUCCGUUUCGACUGAAAUGAAAGAACGACACGAAAAUUUCAAGAAUGAGUAUUUUGGUAUAAUGAUCAAUAUCCGCAAUUCCCACAUUCAGUUCAUGAAAUCAAUAAGAUUAUUCUCAGAGGACGGAAAUUUCACAUCUGACGAAGCCAAGACAUUGAUAAAAAGGUUCUCAGCUUUAGAGAAACUGAUGGCCAAGGAAUUCGCAAACGUUAAUCAAAUCGUUGAAAGAAUUUAUCGGGAUUUUGUUGAUGAUCUUCAGGAUAAAUUGGAGAUGCCAUUGCACAAUUUGAAUAAAGCAUUAGAAGAGUUCACCUUCAAGAACGAUAUGGAGAGAAAAGUGAAAAAGCUACAUAGAGAAAUUGGUGAUAUUGUUGUGGAUCUUACCUUUGAUAUGAGAAAACUAAAUGGCAAAAUCAGAAGUUGCCGUACUGCUGCCUAUUCAAAGGAAAAUCUAGGCAGUUACGAUUUUCUCUUUUCAUUUUCUCGAUGCUUCAAAGAAAUCUUAGCCGACAUCAAUAUGAUGAAUGAAAGGUUAUUUUACGAUAAUUCUUUGUCACUUGAUGAAAGACUACUAAAACAGAAAGCCGAAAUAUCGCAGGUCUCCCUAACUCCCACGGUUGCUUCAAAAACCAAGAAAAAUAUAGAUUCGAAAACGGCCGUGGAAGAGAAUGUAAGCUCUGCGAAAAAAUAUGAGAAGAGGCGUUCCCUAAGGACAACAGCGCCCGCGAUCAAAGUCAAAAAUUACGUUUUCGCCCUGUACCCAUUUCCUCCUCAGGAUGAUGGCAGAUUCCUGUCAACUUUGCAUCUCAAAACGUACGUUUCGUAUUGUGACGUACAAGAUGCUGCAAAGGCAUUUUACGAAUCUCAUGGCGAGAUUGUAGUUAGCAACCGCAUACAUCCGGAUUUGAAAUCAUUCAUUGAAGAAAUAUUGCCAAAAUAUAAAUAUUAUCAACUGCAGGUGGAAUUUGCUUGGUUGGAAAGCACCAUUGAGUUUUACAUAAUAAUGGCGAACUUUCGUACAUUUCUGGGAAAUUAUUACAUAGAUACGUUGAGAAAGUAUUUCGAAUUUCGCUACGAUGAAUUAAUGGGAAAAUGUUCAGAAGUGAUGAAGAAUCUAGGAGGAGCUAUGAAGUUGGUAGAGGACAACUAUACUUCCAUUCAUAACAAAUUAAAGCCAAUGUUAGGUCAUCCGGCAAGAGAAAAGAUGUUAGCGUUAGUGGAAACCUAUAUGGAUCAAGCUGAAGACUUCAACAAGAGAGUCCUGUUAGAUAAUCUGGAACCCAGCCAAGAAUCAAUAAAACACCACUGCAUUAAAACUGAAGCUAUUUUUCUCGAUAUGGAAAAAAUUCUUUCCUGCAUAAGAGGUAGUUCUACACUUCUUGCUCUUAGUAGAGAAUUGCAGGACAAAUUAUGUGAAAGAAUAGAAGCUCUUCAACAGAUAUUAUCUGUGGAUGAUUGCUGUGGAAGCAGGAUGUGCCAAACAGAUUUCGAAAUUGAUUUGAAAAGAAAACUUCAAGAGUAUAAAAAGACAGCUCCAAUACCUACAGAAUGUUUGAUUUCAUAUUCAAAUGUUGCCCAAAGCACGAGUUCUCUAGAAAGUUCUGAUCAUCUUGAUAUAGAGGAAUCAAUCAAAAAGAAUUUCAACAUGUACGAAAAGGUCGUUGAAACAAUCGAAAAUCACAAAACAAACUGCUGGAAACUUCACGAGAAAUAUAAAACAAUGUGGGCUCAAGACAUCCAGAGGAUUUUGAAUUUAUACAAGGUUAAGUAUGAUCAAGCAGUUUCAGAAUGAAGAAGAAAUAAAAUACAUUCUAGAAUCUUUUUAUUUCUGUCACUUCAAUCGAAUAAAUAAAUACACUUGUCUUAUAA